Molecule: messenger RNA, 2603 nt
Organism: Morone saxatilis (striped sea-bass)
Lineage: Eukaryota; Metazoa; Chordata; Actinopteri; Moronidae
Gene: ctnnb1
Product: catenin (cadherin-associated protein), beta 1
Exons: 16
Coding region: 196-2541 (781 amino acids)
Biological process (GO): positive regulation of transcription by RNA polymerase II; cell adhesion
Cellular component (GO): adherens junction; catenin complex
Molecular function (GO): cadherin binding; protein phosphatase binding; alpha-catenin binding
Source: RefSeq, a predicted model, not a curated record
UACUGUUCCGGCCGAGUUGCUGCAGACCGACUGCGGAGGGAGUGGACGAGGGCUCCCCGCUGACGCUCCUCCUCACAUUUUUCCUCGACUUUUUCCAUUGCUAAGUGGUCUUUUACUCUACAGGAUCCGAGUGGACGGACUUUCUGUGUUGACAAGGAUCAGGAAGCUGUGUCGGCCGCGGUUUGAGAAAGGAACAUGGCUUCCCAGGCUGAUCUGAUGGAGUUGGACAUGGCCAUGGAGCCAGACCGUAAGGCGGCAGUCAGCCACUGGCAGCAGCAGUCUUACCUGGAUUCAGGCAUCCACUCAGGGGCCACCACAACUGCUCCCUCCCUCAGUGGGAAAGGCAACCCUGAGGAAGAUGAUGUCGACAACCAGGUCAUGUAUGAGUGGGAGCAGGGCUUCAACCAGAACUUCUCCCAGGAACAAGUACAAGACAUAGAUGGCCAGUAUGCCAUGACGCGUGCACAGAGGGUGCGUGCAGCAAUGUUCCCAGAGACUCUUGAGGAGGGCAUGCAGAUCCCUUCCACACAGUAUGACGCAGCAAACCCCACCAACGUUCAGAGGCUGGCAGAGCCUUCGCAAAUGCUCAAACAUGCUGUGGUCAACCUGAUCAACUACCAAGAUGACGCUGAGCUGGCAACCAGAGCCAUACCAGAACUCACCAAACUACUCAACGAUGAGGACCAGGUUGUAGUAAACAAAGCAGCGGUGAUGGUCCACCAGCUUUCCAAGAAAGAGGCUUCUCGCCACGCCAUCAUGCGCUCCCCUCAAAUGGUGUCUGCUAUCGUCAGGACCAUGCAGAACACAAAUGAUGUGGAGACCGCUCGCUGCACCGCAGGAACACUCCACAACCUGUCCCAUCACAGAGAGGGCCUACUGGCUAUCUUCAAGUCUGGAGGAAUCCCAGCUCUAGUUAAAAUGCUUGGUUCACCGGUGGACUCUGUGCUGUUCUAUGCCAUUACCACCCUCCACAACCUCCUCCUGCACCAGGAAGGAGCCAAGAUGGCUGUCCGUUUAGCUGGGGGUCUACAGAAAAUGGUGGCUCUGCUCAACAAGACCAAUGUCAAGUUUCUGGCAAUCACCACGGACUGUCUCCAGAUACUGGCCUAUGGAAACCAGGAAAGCAAGUUGAUCAUCUUGGCCAGUGGCGGCCCCCAGGCGUUGGUCAACAUCAUGAGGACUUACACCUACGAGAAGCUGUUGUGGACCACAAGCCGUGUUCUCAAAGUUCUGUCAGUCUGCUCCAGUAACAAGCCUGCUAUUGUAGAAGCUGGAGGCAUGCAGGCUCUGGGGCUCCACCUGACAGACCCCAGCCAGAGACUGGUCCAGAACUGUCUCUGGACUCUCAGGAACUUAUCAGAUGCUGCCACCAAACAGGAGGGAAUGGAGGGUCUGCUAGGAACUCUGGUCCAGCUGCUCGGCAGUGACGACAUUAAUGUGGUGACUUGUGCUGCUGGCAUCUUGUCUAACCUGACUUGUAACAACUACAAGAACAAGAUGAUGGUCUGCCAGGUUGGAGGUAUUGAGGCGUUGGUUCGCACAGUGCUUCGGGCCGGAGACAGAGAAGACAUCACAGAACCAGCUAUUUGUGCCCUGCGUCACCUCACAUCUCGACACCAGGACGCCGAGAUGGCACAGAAUGCCGUCAGACUGCACUACGGCCUGCCCGUGGUCGUCAAAUUACUGCAUCCGCCAUCACACUGGCCACUCAUUAAGGCUACAGUUGGUCUGAUCCGUAACCUGGCUCUGUGCCCUGCAAACCACGCUCCACUGAGGGAGCAGGGGGCCAUCCCCAGACUGGUCCAGCUGCUGGUCAGAGCACACCAAGACACACAGAGACGCACCAGCAUGGGAGGCACACAGCAGCAGUUUGUGGAGGGAGUCCGUAUGGAAGAGAUUGUGGAGGGCUGCACAGGAGCGCUUCACAUCCUGGCCAGAGACGUCCACAACAGAAUAGUCAUCAGAGGACUCAACACCAUUCCACUGUUUGUACAGCUGUUGUAUUCUCCUAUUGAGAACAUCCAGCGUGUAGCAGCAGGCGUCCUGUGUGAGCUGGCUCAGGAUAAAGAGGCUGCUGAGGCUAUUGAGGCUGAGGGAGCCACCGCCCCACUUACAGAGCUAUUGCACAGCCGCAACGAGGGAGUUGCCACCUACGCUGCAGCAGUCUUGUUCCGUAUGUCCGAGGACAAACCCCAAGACUACAAGAAACGUCUCUCUGUAGAACUCACCAGCUCACUCUUCAGGACAGAACCAAUGGCCUGGAACGAGACCGGAGACCUGGGUUUGGACAUUGGAGCUCAGGGAGAGCCUCUGGGCUACAGACAGGAAGACCCAAGCUACCGUUCCUUCCAUUCGGGGGGUUACGGAGGGGACUCGAUGGGUAUGGAGCCCAUGAUGGACCAUGAUCUGGGCGGCCACCACCCUGGCCAGGACUACCCCCCAGUAGAGGGGCUGCCUGACCUGGGACACGCCCAGGAACUGAUAGAGGGUCUGCCACCUGGUGACUCCAACCAACUGGCCUGGUUUGAUACCGACCUGUAAAUACCAAGACCAACAUUACACUACACUUUUUACUAGGUAAGAAUAUCUUCGCUCUCAGUAAC